Molecule: messenger RNA, 1050 nt
Organism: Coregonus clupeaformis (lake whitefish)
Lineage: Eukaryota; Metazoa; Chordata; Actinopteri; Salmoniformes; Salmonidae
Product: protein Wnt-7a-like
Exons: 4
Coding region: 1-1050 (349 amino acids)
Biological process (GO): canonical Wnt signaling pathway; neuron differentiation; multicellular organism development
Cellular component (GO): extracellular region
Molecular function (GO): cytokine activity; frizzled binding
Source: RefSeq, a predicted model, not a curated record
AUGAGCAGGAAAACGCGCUGCUGGAGUUUCCACAUGUUUCUCUGCUUGGGAAUAGUGUAUUUGAAAAUAGGGGGUUUUCCGUCCGUGCUGGCAUUAGGCGCGAGGAUAAUCUGUAACAAGAUCCCGGGUCUAGCUCCCCGACAGCGGACGAUCUGCCAGAGCCGCCCCGACGCCAUCAUAGCGAUCGGAGAAGGAGCUCAGAUGGGCAUCAAUGAGUGUCAGUUCCAGUUUAAAAACGGACGGUGGAACUGUUCUGCCCUGGGAGAGAGGACUGUAUUUGGAAAAGAGCUGAAAGUGGGUAGUAAGGAGGCUGCCUUCACCUAUGCCAUCAUCGCGGCAGGUGUGGCCCAUUCCUUCACAGCAGCGUGUACCCAGGGGAGCCUGUCUGACUGCGGCUGUGAUAAGGACAAGCAGGGGACCUACAGCCAGGACGAGGGCUGGAAGUGGGGAGGCUGCUCGGCUGACGUGAGCUACGGCCUGGGGUUCUCUAAGGUCUUCGUAGACGCGAGAGAGAUCAAACAGAACGCCAGGACCUUAAUGAACCUCCACAACAACGAGGUGGGACGCAAGGUCCUGGAGAAGAGUAUGCAUUUGGAGUGUAACUGUCACGGAGUGUCAGGAUCCUGCACCACUAGGACGUGUUGGACCACGCUGCCCAUGUUCCGCCAGCUGGGGUACAUUCUGAAGGACAAGUACAACCAGGCCGUGCACGUAGAACCGGUGCGCGCCACGCGCCACAAACGACCCACCUUCCUGAAGGUCAAGAAGGCCCACUCCUACAGGAAGCCCAUGGACACAGACUUGGUGUUUGUAGACAGGAGCCCUAACUACUGCGAGGCCGACCUGGUCACCGGCAGCGUGGGUACCCACGGGAGGUUAUGUAACAAGACAGCCCAACAGACUAAUAGCUGUGACCUGAUGUGUUGUGGACGAGGUUACGACACUCACCAGUACUCUAGAGUCUGGCAGUGCAACUGCAACUUCCUCUGGUGCUGCUAUGUGAACUGUAAUACCUGCAGAGAGAGAACAGAGGUAUACACCUGUAAGUAA